AACAAAACCACAACACCGGCAUAGUACUGCCGAAUAGCCUCACCAUGCACUCGAGCUUAUCGCGCAUCCAGAAUGUCUUUGGCUUCUUCACAUCAGUGGCCUUUGCAGUAGCAGCAGCAAUUGCAGUCAGCGUGCUUCUAAGCCCCCAAACACCAUCGGCGUCUCUAGACCUCAAGAAUGUGCGAGUAGUCAAAGGAAGACCGCACUACUACUCCACCAAGCGCGAAGAAUACGCCCACGUAACCUUCGACCUCGAUGCCGACCUGAGCUCCCUCUUCAAUUGGAACACGAAACAAGUCUUCGCAUACAUCACCGCCUCAUACCCCUCGAAGAAGCCCGGCGAGAUUCCUGACUCCGAAGUCGUCGUCUGGGACGCCAUCAUCCCCCACGACCUCGCACCUUUCCACCCCAAUACGUACGUCCACCCUACACCCAGCGGUCAGAAGCAGAAAUCCAAAAAGCGAUCCCCAGACGCAAAAGCCUAUCCACCCGGCACCGAGCCCGGUAUCCUCCGUCUGAACAACCAAAAGCCAAAAUACCAGAUCACCGAUGUGUCGGGGAAGAUGGCGGAAAGGGAGAAUGCUACUUUGACUCUGCAUUGGAAUGUACAGCCUUGGGUAGGACUUUUGACUUGGACGAAUACGAACUCGUAUGGUCGAUGGCAGGGUUUGAAGGGUGGGAAGAGCAAGAGUUUUGAUUUCCCGGCUUUGAAAGCGAGUGAAGCGGUGAAAAAAGAGGAUCUUAAGACUGAGACUGGUGGGGAGCGGAAUCGGGGGAAACCGGCGUAGUUGAUCGGGAUAGGCAUGAAUCCGCACUCUCAAAAAUUUUGAAAUGGCUGUCUGAAGACUUCGAUCUCGGCCUGCUAC
Pseudocercospora fijiensis CIRAD86 is the source of this 866-nucleotide messenger RNA. RefSeq lists its product as uncharacterized. Bases 45 to 788 code for a protein of 247 amino acids. Gene Ontology annotation, cellular component: signal peptidase complex; membrane. Gene Ontology annotation, biological process: protein targeting to ER. The transcript is spliced from 2 exons. The record is from RefSeq and is a predicted model, not a curated record. Lineage: Eukaryota; Fungi; Ascomycota; Dothideomycetes; Mycosphaerellales; Mycosphaerellaceae.